Molecule: messenger RNA, 1095 nt
Organism: Somion occarium
Lineage: Eukaryota; Fungi; Basidiomycota; Agaricomycetes; Polyporales; Cerrenaceae
Source: the annotation of a GenBank genome assembly
GCUUCUGACUCGAUCCUUUCUCCUUCGUUACGUUCUUUUUCUUGGCUGUAUUCACUAUCCUGUAAUUUUCACAGAAUGAAUGCGGAAUCCCUUGAUGGCAGACUAUUAUUUGCCGUUCCAAAGAAAGGACGACUUCAUGAUAAAUGUUUAGAGCUUCUAGCAGUUCAGGUGCCGACAUUCAGUUCCGAAGGCACCAGAGACUAGAUGUAUGUCUAGUUAAGAACCACCCGAUUGCACUUGUAUUUCUCCCCGCAUCAGAUAUUCCCUCCUUUGUCGGCAAGGGUAACGUCGAUAUUGGAAUUACCGGCCACGAUGUCAUCCUAGAAGCACAGAUGGAAGAACACGUUACGGAGGUUCUUCGUUUAGGUUUUGGAAAAUGUGCCCUACAAGUACAAGUACCUGAAUCAGGUCCGAUCAAGACUGUAGACGACCUUGCAGGGAAGCGAGUCGUCACUUCGUUCGAAGUACUUUCCGGAAAAUACUUUAGCAAGUUAGACAAAAAGUUCCAGUUGACUGGUGGUCAUGCAACCAAGAUCGAGUAUGUCGGUGGAAGUGUAGAAGCCGCUUGUGCCCUUGGUCUUGCUGAUGGAAUUGUUGAUCUUGUUGAAUCUGGUGAUACGAUGCGCGCAGCUGGCCUGCACGCCAUCGCCACGGUUCUCGAAACCGAAGCAGUCCUAAUCAAAUCAAGUACACCAAAAGACCCCAGUCAUGAACCUCUUAUCAACGUGAUCUCAAGUCGUAUCGCGGGUGUCGUUGCGGCAGGGCAUUACGUUGUUUGCCAGUAUAAUAUCUUGCGAGACAAACUUCCUGCUGCUACUACCGUUACGCCUGGCCGUCGUGCGCCUACAGUCAGUCCACUGGAAGAUGAUGGAUGGGUCGGGGUGAGCGUUAUGGUUGAGAAGAAGAGAAUGGCGAAUAUCAUGGAUGAUUUAGUAAAGAUUGGGGCGGAGGAUAUUCUCAUAUUCAAUCUAGACAAUUGUAGAGUAUAGUUGUGAAUGAUGGUGUCAUAUGGAUUUUCAUUUGUUUCCAAACUCUUUCAGCUGGAUACCUAGCCCCUAUGUUCUCCUAUGGGAACGAGCGACAUUUUUACGAUGC